Anopheles moucheti is the source of this 534-nucleotide messenger RNA. It is a transcript of the gene pen-2, whose product is annotated as gamma-secretase subunit pen-2. Gene Ontology annotation, cellular component: gamma-secretase complex. The transcript has 3 exons. Gene Ontology annotation, biological process: Notch receptor processing. Bases 73 to 378 code for a protein of 101 amino acids. Lineage: Eukaryota; Metazoa; Arthropoda; Insecta; Diptera; Culicidae. The record is from RefSeq and is a predicted model, not a curated record.
CAACAACAAAACUUGCUCAAACUCAGCGUAAAAUUCGCAUUUUCCCCAUAAAUACCCCACAACGAAUAGAAAAUGGAUCUAUCGCGUGCACCAAACGAAAGAAAGCUAUAUCUGUGCAAGUGGUACUUUAAAGCCGGAUUUGCGCUGCUUCCUUUUCUGUGGUCCAUCAACACAAUCUGGUUCUUCAAUGAAGCGUUCCGCAAACCUGCUUACGAUGAGCAGAAGGAGAUUAAGAAAUAUGUGAUAUUCUCGCUAGUAGGAUCGAUAGUGUGGAUUGUUGCAAUCAUUUCGUGGGUUAUCACAUUCCAGCUAAAGCGAACCGAGUGGGGAGAGUUUGCCGACAACAUCAGCUUUAUCAUACCUCUAGGGCAAGCGUGAGGCUUCAACCGUAACUAAUUAAUUGUACUUUUAAGAGCGAAAAUCAUUGUCAUCAAGUAUUAACUUCUAAAAUGGGAAUAAUUCUUACUGUAAUGUAAAUCCUAGAAUGAAUGUUAAUUUCACUCAAAAUUACUUUUUUCUAAUAAAGCCCCAUUA